Dicrocoelium dendriticum is the source of this 1974-nucleotide messenger RNA. The record is from the annotation of a GenBank genome assembly. Lineage: Eukaryota; Metazoa; Platyhelminthes; Trematoda; Plagiorchiida; Dicrocoeliidae.
AUGAACCGGACUGCUGAGUUGUCACCGAGCACCGAUGUGCUUUCUUUGGGCAUAUUUCUCAGCCUGAUUGCUGUGGCCACCAUCGGUGGAAAUUUACUGGUCAUUCUAGCAGUAGGCAUGGUGCAAAAGCUACGAACUCCGAGCAAUUUUUUAAUUGUAUCCUUGGCUGUGAGUGACUUACUUGUGGGCAUCCUUGUCAUACCAAUUACCACGGUAGCUGAGUUGAUGCAAACGUGGGCACUAGGUGAAGCAAUGUGUGAUAUGUACAUUUCGUUUGAUGUUUUCAUGUGCACUGCCUCUAUACUCAAUCUUUGCGCAAUAUCGAUCGAUCGCUAUUUGGCCAUCACAAGACCAUUGCAAUACGCUGCCAAGCGCACUCCCAAACGGAUGUUAAUAAUGAUAGCCGUCGUGUGGGUAGCCUCUGCCCUGAUCAGUAUUCCUCCGAUGUUUGGUUUCAAAGAGGAAUUUAUACCCGGAAAAUGUGAAUACAGUGAGAACUUUAUUUAUCAGAUCUAUGCAACUUGUGGAGCUUUUUACAUACCCCUUCUCGUGAUGCUUGUGUUGUACGGCCGAAUAUUCAUGCUGGCCAGACACAUGGCACAAGAAGAUGCCAGACAGAUGCGUGUAUCCGAAACUGUUGCACAGAGGACCAGUGGAACACCUCUGGGUCUUCAAACGCCCUCCAUUGAUCCGACACAAAGAGACAGUGCUCAAACGCAAAAUUUAGAAGGUACUAAAUUUGACAGCCCCUACUGUAACGGUAGAGAUAGAAUCGAAAAGAAGCGUGGAUCCCCUGGCAAGCUCAGUGGAUCUGGAGCGAUGGAAAAAUAUCCACUUCCUCCUUCGGAGCUCUGUAGGAGACGCAAACCUCGUCCACUUUACAAAGAUAACUCUGAUGCAAAUGAAGGACAAUGCAUGAAAAGGGAACCUGUUGCAGAUUCGGUGAAAGAAACGCCAACCAACCAAACUCCAUUAUCACUGACAGAAGAGUUUGAGGAAAGAGUAAGGAUGCUCAGGAAACUUAGGGCAGAGUUUUUUGAAGCCCCACCAUCGCGGCAUUGCAGCUCCCUCGUCUUGAAUUUGCAAGCAAAACGGGACACUCGGUCUCAUUCACUGGUAGUAAAUACUCAUUCUGAAGAUGGCAACAGCCCAUCAGACCCGACAGGUGUGGCUUACCAGGAUCGAUCUCGUUUGGCUUUACAUCCAAGUCAUUCACUGAGAGAGGAAUCACAAUUAGUUCACGAUAGAUGGAAGCAAAAUAUUGCCCCCAUGCCUUCGCCACCAAUGUUAUCCAUUUCGGAUUACACAGAAGUGCACAAUAUAACUCAUAUCGCAGUAAGCCCCGACAAAACUCCGCGAUUAAAUGAAAAUGUUACCGAGAAAUUUGUUCAAGUGCAGCCUAUUCUACUUGGUGGAGUUGUAGGUAACACGAAUACCACAACAACGCUUCGGCCCAGGCCUCGUCCACUUCACCUAGGACGGCGUUCUUUGACAAAUACACCGGAACAAACCGGUCAAAGAGGAGUGGGGAGGUGCAGCUCUUUGGCAUUACCAAGUUACAAGACUGAAAGAAGGCUAAGCACGCCGACUUCAAGAGAGCACUUGUCGUGGGAUGCUCUGCGCCGUGAGUCAAAGCAAUCCCCAGUUGGCGGGUCUUCCAGUCGCCUAUUGUAUCGUAUGUCAGAUCACACUACCGGCGCAUCCUGUAGUCGUAAUGCCAGUUUGGCUAGUAUAAAAAUUCCCGUGAAGCGAAGAAAACCACGUGGACAAAGCGAAACCAAAGCAAUCAAAACUCUCGGUGUGAUUAUGGGAUGCUUUUGUCUUUGCUGGAUCCCAUUCUUCAUUAUCGCGUUGGCACGUCCCUUGCACAAGGUUGUCACAGGAGAAGAACUGUACGUGCCGGUGUCCGUGAGGAGUUUGUUUUUAUGGCUGGGUGAGUAUAAAAAUCUUCUGAUAACCUUUGUUUUGCCGUGA